Molecule: messenger RNA, 1628 nt
Organism: Planococcus citri (citrus mealybug)
Lineage: Eukaryota; Metazoa; Arthropoda; Insecta; Hemiptera; Pseudococcidae
Product: speckle-type POZ protein B-like
Exons: 2
Coding region: 221-1432 (403 amino acids)
Biological process (GO): regulation of proteolysis; proteasome-mediated ubiquitin-dependent protein catabolic process
Cellular component (GO): cytoplasm
Molecular function (GO): ubiquitin protein ligase binding
Source: RefSeq, a predicted model, not a curated record
UUUAAUCGAUGUAAAUAAUUAAAGAUAAUAUGCAUGUGAAAGAGACAGUUUCCGGGUCUGAAAUUGAAAAAUAGUCUUAAUCAACAUAUCCAUAAGGAUCCAUUUCAUUUCCAUCUACGUUUAAUCAUUUAUUUUCUCAUCAUUCAUCGACAAAAUAUUCAACUGGACGCUGAUUUAUUCAUCAUUUUAAAGUUGUUUGAUCGUGAUUUUCGUUUUUAAUAUGAUUUUGUCGAUCAAAAAAUCAGUUUUACUGUUUCCGUUCGUUUGUUUGAUUUUUAUUCAACAUCGAUCAAUUGCUGCUCCUGGAACGCUAUCUAAACAAAACGAUGGGCCUCAUUGGAAUGAUUGGAAUGCAAAUGCAGAAUUUCACACUGUAAGAUAUAAUUUGAGCAUUGAUCGUAUUCUUCUUAAAAGAUAUUUUUGGCAUGUCAUACCUACGAACAUGACUCCUACUACCGAAAAUGAAACAUGCUAUUGGACAGUUGACUUUUUUUGGGAUGAGAACAAGCGUUAUUCUGACAGCCAAACUUCAUUAGAUUUUCAAUUGGUUGAUGGCGGUAAAGCUGGAAGAGCAUUCGCGAAACUCAAAGCUGCACUUCUUGAUGACUUUGGAAGAGAGGUACAUUCGAAGGAAGAUUUUCUAGUACUUGAUGCCGGGGGAGAGAAAAUUCGAUGGGGCCAUUUCAUCGAUUUUGACGACAUGAACAGAAAUCCGUCCAUAAAGAAAAACCCAUUCAUUAUUUCCGUAGAGAUAUCCUACUAUUAUUCUCCACGCAGAAAUUUGACAGAUCAACAAAACAUGAUCUCACCAGAACCUAACUACACAAAAUGUCUUCUAUCCGAUAACAUUGGCUCGUCACUCGGAAAUCCAGAUUUUGCAGACGUCAUGCUCCUAGUGAAUGGCAAAAAUUAUUGGGCUCAUAGAGUCAUUUUAGCUGCACGUAGCGAAGUUUUCGCAACCAUGUUUAAAAACACUGAACACGGUGAUAAAAAACAUAAAAAAAUUCGAAUCGAUAUUACCGACAUAGAUGCAGAUGUUAUGGAUGAAGUGUUGCGAUAUAUUUACACUGGAAAAUGCCAAAUUUCAGAUGAACUAGCCGAUCGACUUUAUGCAGCAGCAGAUGCAUAUAAGCUAAAUGGGUUGAAAACAAUUAUUUUGCAAUCAAUGGUUGACACAUUAUCUAUUGAAAGCGCAGCUCAUGUGCUGAUAUUAGCGGAUAAGCAUCAUGAGAAGGAUUUGAAAUCAAAAGUGAUUGACUUUAUCGUUGAAAACUCUAUCCAGGUGUUGAAUACCACCGAAUGGAAGAGUAUGGCAGUACCUAAUAAUGUUCAGUUAGUUGACGAAAUGUGUAAAAUUUUUUCGCAACGAUUGAGUAAAUCCCUACCCUGUGUAUCAUUUUGUAAGCUUGCUUUAGCAAACAAAUUAAAGUAGAAAGAUACCUAUUUCGUUAAUUGGUGUAUAUACUUACUUACCUACUUACUCGUUCAGAACUGAAAAAUUGAGAAUUGAUGAAUUUAUAAAAUUUGUUACGACUUUCCUUAUAUGUAGAUAGGUAUCGCAUUAAUAAUUAUGUACUAAUAUAAUCUUUAUGAAAUAAACUCUGUAAAAAUAGAAUUAAAAUUAUUGA